AAAAGAUGUCUCGUACUUUGCUUAUCGUCCUCAUUUUUCAGCUCGAAAAUGUCCAAGAACUAUUCUGCCAACGUAACAGGUUUUGGAUUCAAGGAGGUAAAGUGGAAGUGACCCUAGUAGCUGAAGAAAACACUGGACAUAGCUUAGAGGAUACUUACGACGGUUUCCUGGAUCUGUUCUAUGCAUAUGGUAGAGAGAACAAAAUAAACUUCAACAGGAGAAAUCUCAAAAGAAAAAACAAUUUUGGCUCGACAUAUGGGUCUAAGUCUAUCAUGGCAAAGUAUCAAGCAUACAAUAUUGACUGCAACAAGUUCCAAUCUUUCCUGCAAAGGAUAAGAGCAUGGGAAUAUCGCUUGAAAUUCAUACAUGUCCGAUGCGACCGUAUGUCAUUCGCAAUUUGCAUGGUUUUCUCCUGUCCGGAAAGUGAAUUUAGAGGCUUGGAAACAAUGAUAAUUGCCAACAAUUGC
Messenger RNA from Cylicocyclus nassatus, 467 nucleotides. The record is from the annotation of a GenBank genome assembly. Lineage: Eukaryota; Metazoa; Nematoda; Chromadorea; Rhabditida; Strongylidae.